Molecule: messenger RNA, 1089 nt
Organism: Akanthomyces muscarius
Lineage: Eukaryota; Fungi; Ascomycota; Sordariomycetes; Hypocreales; Cordycipitaceae
Exons: 3
Coding region: 1-1089 (362 amino acids)
Biological process (GO): Arp2/3 complex-mediated actin nucleation
Cellular component (GO): Arp2/3 protein complex; actin cytoskeleton
Molecular function (GO): actin filament binding
Source: RefSeq, a predicted model, not a curated record
AUGGCUGCUCCCGAGGUUCACCACUUGUUCCACAACCCAAUCGCCGACCACUCCUUCUCGACCGACCACAGCGUCCUCGCCGUGGCACGAGACACGAGCGUCGAGCUCUACGGCAAGGUCGGAAAUGCCUUUAAGCUCAAGGACGAGCUCAAGGGCCAUGACAAGACGGUCACUGGUGUCGACAUUGCGCCAAACAGCGGCCGCAUCGUAACUUGCUCGCAAGAUCGCAAUGCCCUCGUCUGGGAGCCUUCGCCGACCGGAUACAAGCCGACACUGGUUCUCCUACGCAUCAGCCGCGCCGCGACGUUUGUGCGCUGGUCGCCGUCCGAGACCAAGUUUGCCGUCGGCUCGGGCGACCGCGUCAUCGCCGUCUGCUACUUUGAGGAGGAAAACGACUGGUGGGUGUCGAAGCACCUGAAGAAGCCGAUCCGCAGCACAAUCACCAGCGUCGCGUGGCACCCCAACUCGGUGCUCCUUGCGGCCGGCUCGACCGACGCCCACGCGCGCGUCUUCUCCGGCUUCAUCAAGGGCAUGGACGCCAAGCCCGAGCCCAGCGUCUGGGGCGAGCGCCUGCCCUUCAACACCGUCUGCGGCGAGUACCUCAACAACUCGGCGGGCUGGGUGCACUCGGUCGCCUUCUCGCCCAGCGGCGACGCCCUCGCCUUUGCGGCCCACGACAGCAGCAUCACCGUCGUCUACCCCACCGGCCCGGAGCAGCCGCCCCGCGCCGUGCUGACCGUCUCGACCCAGCUGCUGCCCUUCAAGAGCCUGCUGUGGAAGUCGGACGAUGAGAUCAUCGCCGCCGGCUACGACUGCGAGGCGUUCCGCUUCAAAGGUGGUGAGUCGGGCUGGGAGAUUGCUGGCCCCGUCGAGGCCAAGGGGGCCGCUGCCGGCGUGCAGCGUGAGGAAUCUGCUCUGAACAUGUUCAGGCAGAUGGAUCUCAAGGGCAAGUCCAAGGACGACACGCAGCUCAAGACGACUCAUCAAAACACCGUUACUACGAUUCGCCCGUACGAGACGUCGGGUGGCCGUGUUACCAAAUUUACUUCCAGCGGCGUUGAUGGUCGUGUCGUUAUUUGGGACGCUUAG